Molecule: messenger RNA, 5076 nt
Organism: Gavialis gangeticus (Gharial)
Lineage: Eukaryota; Metazoa; Chordata; Crocodylia; Gavialidae
Gene: UBE3B
Product: ubiquitin protein ligase E3B
Exons: 26
Coding region: 25-3237 (1070 amino acids)
Biological process (GO): ubiquitin-dependent protein catabolic process; protein polyubiquitination
Molecular function (GO): ubiquitin protein ligase activity; protein binding
Source: RefSeq, a predicted model, not a curated record
CCCACCCCCCGGCGGGCCGCGACCAUGUUCAGCGCGAGCCAGUCGUCCCGAGCGCAGUUCCUGGACAAGGCGCGGCAGGCCCGGGAGGAGCGCCGGGGGCUGAAGGAGCGGGAGCGGGCCGCCGUGCAGAUCCAGGCCCUGACCCGGCGGUUCCUGUGCCGCUGCCGGCUGCAAAGGGAGAUCAGGAGAGAAGUGGAUGACUUCUUUGUGGCCAGCGAGCCCGGGGCGAGCAAACGAAGCGCGCUGUCCGUCUUCAGGACUGCCCGGAAGUUGCUGUUUGUGUUCACGCUUCAAGAGGACAAAGAGAGGAUUGAAAAGUUGUGCCGCUGUAUCCUUAAUAGCAUGGAUGUUGAGAAUGAACCCAAGGUGUGGUAUGUGUCCCUAGCACUUUCUAAGGAUCUUACGCUCUUGUGGAUCAAACAGAUCAAAGACAUUCUGUGGUUUUGCUGCGAGUUUCUCAAGCAGUUGAAGCCGGACAUCUUACAAGACUCCAAAUUGGUCAAUUUGCACCUCACAAUGCUGGUCACCUUCACAGACACCUCUACAUGGAAAAUACUUAGGGGAAAAGGAGAAACCCUGCGCCCUGCUAUGAACCACAUCUGUGCAAAUAUCAUGGGACACCUCAAUCAAAAGGGAUUCUACUCUGUGCUGCAGAUUUUGCUAACAAAUGGCUUGGCAAGAUCCAGACCAUCCCUGUCCAAAGGCUCUUUAACUGCAAUCUUUUCUCUUGCAUUGCGCCCUGUGAUUGCUGCUCAAUUUUCUGACAAUCUGCUGAGAUCUUUCCUGAUUCACAUCAUGUCAGUGCCUGCUAUAAUGACUCAUCUUGCUACUCUAACCCCUGAGCGCCUGGCAGUGAUAGAAUCUCAUGGCCUUUUCCGCAAAUUCAUCUUGUAUCUAAGUCGCGAAGCCCAAUGCCGAGACGUAUGCGUGUGUCUGGAAGGAAGUCACACUCUUUGCUUACUGGGCAACCUGGUUUACCUGGGCUCCUUGAAUGACAAGGUGCUGGAAGAGGAGACAGCUUUCUUUGUAAGCGUACUCAUUCACAUGCUCUCCUACUGCCAGAAGUAUGUGUCUCAAAAGAAGUCCAACCUCACGCACUGGCACCCCGUCCUGGGCUGGUUCUCCCAAACUGUGGAUUAUGGCUUAAAUGAGUCCAUGCCUCUGCUGACUAAGCAACUGCAGCACCUCUGGGGUGUCCACAUGAUCCGCACCCUCUUCAGUGACGUUCUCAGCAAGAAGCUGCUGGAAAAUCCAGAAACAGCCCAUCCAUCAGUGCAGCCUGCUUCCCCUCAGAACAGCCUUCCCAUGAAAAAUCUGUUCAAGCGAGCCUUCCAGAAGUCUGCAUCAGUACGCAACAUCCUCAAGCCAGUUGGAGGCAAGCGGGUAGAUUCAGUCGAGGUGCAGAAAGUGUGCAGUAUCUGCGUCCUCUAUCAAACCACGCUGGCGACCCUCACACAGAUCCGGCUACAGAUCCUCACAGGCCUCACUUACCUCGAUGACCUAUUACCCAAGCUGUGGGCUUUUAUCUGUGAGCUGGGACCCCAGGGGGGCUUGAAGCUUUUCUUGGAAUGCCUGAAUAAUGACACGGAGGAAUCCAAGAGACUGCUGGCCAUGCUGAUGCUGUUCUGCGACUGCUCUCGGCACCUUAUCACAAUUCUUGAUGACAUAGAAGUCUAUGAAGAGCAGAUCUCAUUUAAACUGGAAGAGCUCAUCACCAUCUCCUCUUUCCUAAACUCCUUUGUAUUCAAGAUGAUCUGGGAUGGAAUUGUAGAAAAUGCCAAAGGAGAGACACUGGAGCUUUUCCAUUCUGUUCAUGGCUGGCUGAUGGUGUUGUAUGAAAGAGACUGUCGCCGGCGCUUUGCUCCGGAGGAUCACUGGCUGCGGAAGGACCUCAAGCCCAGCGUGCUCUUCCAAGAGUUGGAAAAAGACAAGAGGCGAGCUCAGCUGCUCUUGCAGUACAUCCCUCAUGUCAUCCCCCACAAGAACAGGGUGCUGCUUUUCCGAAACAUGGUUACAAAAGAAAAGGAGAAGCUGGGGCUGGUUGAAACCAGUUCUGCAUCGCCUCAUGUCACACACAUCACCAUCCGCCGCUCCCGCAUGCUGGAGGAUGGGUACGAACAGCUCCGGCAGCUUUCUCAGAACGCCAUGAAGGGAGUUAUUAGAGUGAAGUUUGUGAAUGACCUGGGGGUUGAUGAGGCUGGCAUUGAUCAAGACGGCGUGUUCAAAGAGUUCUUGGAGGAGAUCAUCAAGAAGGUGUUUGACCCUGCACUCAACCUCUUCAAGACUACCAGUGGUGAUGAAAGAUUGUAUCCUUCCCCAACAUCCUACAUCCAUGAGAACUACCUCCAGCUCUUUGAGUUUGUUGGGAAAAUGCUUGGGAAGGCUGUGUAUGAGGGAAUCGUUGUGGAUGUUCCGUUCGCUUCCUUCUUCCUGAGUCAGCUGCUUGGGCACCAUCACAGUGUCUUCUACAGCUCUGUGGAUGAACUUCCUUCCCUGGACUCCGAGUUCUAUAAAAACCUCACCUCCAUCAAGCGCUACGAUGGAGAUAUCAGUGACUUGGGCUUGACACUCUCCUAUGACGAAGAUGUGAUGGGUCAGCUUGUUUGCCACGAACUUAUUCCUGGAGGGAAGACCAUUCCCGUUAGCAACGAAAAUAAGAUCAGCUACAUCCACCUUAUGGCCCACUUCCGGAUGCACACGCAGAUCAAGAGCCAGACGGCUGCACUCAUCAGUGGCUUCCGCUCCAUCAUCAAACCCGAGUGGAUCCGCAUGUUCUCGGCACCGGAGCUACAGCGGCUCAUCUCUGGUGACAAUGCUGAGAUUGACCUCGAGGACCUGAAGAAACACACAGUGUACUAUGGCGGCUUCCACGGCAGUCACAGGGUCAUCAUCUGGCUUUGGGACAUCCUAGCCAAUGACUUCACCCCUGAGGAGAGAGCGAUGUUUCUCAAGUUUGUCACCAGCUGCUCCCGGCCUCCACUUCUGGGCUUUGCCUACCUCAAGCCUCCUUUCUCCAUCCGCUGCGUAGAAGUCUCAGACGAUCAGGACACUGGCGACACACUGGGCAGCGUGCUACGGGGCUUCUUCACCAUCCGCAAGAGGGAGCCGGGUGGCCGGCUCCCCACCUCUUCCACGUGUUUCAACCUGCUCAAGCUUCCCAACUACAGCAAAAAGAGCAUCCUGCGGGAGAAGCUGCGCUAUGCCAUCAGCAUGAACACCGGCUUUGAGCUGUCGUAGCUGCCUUGCCCCCACGGGCUCUGAGCCACCUGCCAGCACCAGAGACACGCAGGGCAGGUCAGCACCCAAGGGGGUGCUGCUUGCCAGCUCCAGGACUGGAGAGAUGCUCAUGGUAAUAGAGAGAGCCCUUGGUCCCACCCGGUGUGGGAGCUGCCUAGGCUGCCACUAGAUCCCUAGGGUAGGCACCAGGUCUGAUCCCAACGCGCUUCACUUAUUGCCAUGUAAAUUAUUAAACACCAAACCCAGGGGAGACUUGGGGUAGCGCCCAGGCCCAGCAGGUCUCAUGCCCGAGACACAACCUGGUGUCAGUGUGUGGCAGGCAGGGAGGAGGUCCUGCUAUGUGGCUGGGCAGACACUGCUGCAAGCAAGGCCAUGCACUAGAUAUGCCUUUGGCUGCACCAGGGCAGGAGUGUGGUGGAGCCUGCUACAAGGCUGUCUCCACUGUGCAGUGCCUGCUCCCCAACCCCCUUCACUCAGGUCAGGCUUAGCAAUGGGGAUUGACUACAGCCCCGCGUACCAGGUGAGGCCCUUGUGGUGGACUCUGAGCAAGAAGGUUUCCCUGAUCUGGAAAAGCUGCAGCCAGCACUGGCAGGCACAUAAAGCCUCUGCUCUGAUGUGACGGCAGGGUGAGAGUACAAAGCACAGGUGUGCAGCUGGGAGCACCGGCCCCUUGCACCUCUGCUUAGCUCCACGUGGCUGGAGAGGGACCAUGCUCUGCUUCCCAGGCAGUACACAUAGCUUUCUUUUUGCUUUCCUCUCAUUGCUGGGCAGGAAAUGGAGAGGCACUGGUGUUGCAUCCAGCUCCUGGUAAGCUCUGAAACCUUCAGCUGCCCCUGUGUGUGAGCGGGAUGUACUGAUCUGCCAGCAGCCCUCCCGCGUGCUCAGCGAAACCCCUGUUCUCUGACCUUCGUGGAGAUUUUGACCUGGUUGCCCUCCUGCUUUCUGGCUGCGGCCUCUGCAUAGCACAGUGGCACUUGCCUGCCAAACUCUUCGAUAGUUUUGGUCUUGUGGUUAGCUGAAGCUCCUGUGCAACCACACGGCUUUUCAAUCAGCUUGUUCUCAACAGAGGGCUCCUUUUCAGGAAAGAAACCAUUGUACAGGCUGCACGUAGCUUUGCAGUUCUGACCUCUCACGGGCAGGUGGGUUCUGCCUUCAGCCCAAAACCCUUAUACUCUGCAGCAGGACACUGCAUGGGGUUCUGGUGUCAGGGAAACCACCAUUUAGUCUGAAAUUUAGAUAGAUUUUAUUUAACUUCCUCCGUAUCGUGCCUCAGCUCCUAGUGGUUGCAGCAUGAGCUCCUUUUAACGCUCUCCUUUCCUCCCCUCUCCUUAUCCUUUCUCAUUUGUAUGGGAAAUCCACGGUUUUAACCUGGUGGUGUAACCCUGGGCAGAUCCAGAGAGAGUAGACAUGGAGCAGCGGAUGCUCCAGUGCCAGGCUGCCCACCCUACCUCAUCCUCUCUAGCAAGCGUGAAUGGCAGGGAUUUCCAGCCCCAAGCUGUGUUGUAUAGCACGCCUCUGCACAGGGGGACUGGGCCCCGGGCUGUUGGGCAGGCCCUUUUAAUUGCUGCUGAGAGAGCAGGCAUGAAGCAGACCAGAACAUGCUUUCAACCGAAGCCAUUCGGAGAUGAGAGCAGCAGAAAUGCCCUUCAUGUUCUCUGUCCUGCCUUAUUUAAUUAAUUAAUUAACAAAACUCAAUACCAGUCCUUCUCCACGUGGCUUGGAAAAGCACGUCAGCUCCCACUCGGCUGGGGGCCUUUUGUUCUUACUGAACACUUGCUCGUUAAUAGGAAUGACCUACUCUGUUAAUGAAGGAAAGACUUGCCUGCCUUCGUCUUGCCC